This is a messenger RNA of Candidozyma auris, 816 nucleotides long. RefSeq lists its product as uncharacterized. The transcript has a single exon. The record is from RefSeq and is a predicted model, not a curated record. The coding region runs from base 1 to 816 and encodes 271 amino acids. Lineage: Eukaryota; Fungi; Ascomycota; Pichiomycetes; Serinales; Metschnikowiaceae.
AUGUUGUUUGUACAACUCUUUCUCUUUUUCAUUGCAAGCAAUGGGCUUUUCAUCCCGCAAAGCAUUCUGCCUGUACCCUCCGACGGCAAACUGCUUUCUGCCAAUUCAAACUCCUCGUUGAUUAACCCGCAAAAAGGGUUCGUCACAUUUUUGCAACCCUUUAUAGUGAUAAAAGAGAGCUUCAUUUCUAUGGUAACGCCUGUCGCCAUUCAAAACACAGCUACAAACGUUUUACAGCAUCUUGCUUUAGUCAGGCAGUUGAAUGCAAGCGGGGCUAAUCGUGAUUCGAAGCAGGUUUACUUAUCAUACACCAAUGGCACGCUCUUCAAAUCAUUUGACUUGGACGCCGGGGCUCUCAAGUUCAAUGGAAUCGACCCCAAGAAGCUUAUGGCAGAAAACUACGCCACACUAUUAAGUGAUAAUGCCAGUGGGGAAAUUCCACGAAAGGUUGUUUGCGACUAUAGUCGUAGACAUGCAGAGUUCACCUUGUGUUACGAGAAGAGCGAAGGGUUCACGAAACGUGAGGAGCCGCAGGUUUCCGCUCAGCUUUUGCAUCAGGUCUUUCUGAAAGUAAAGCAAGGAACUGAAAAAGUAAGUGAUAAUAUCGACUUUCUUGCGGAGAGCCCAAAGGAGUUUUUCUUGAACUUGGAUGAGAAGAUAGACGACAAGAUGAUGAAUAUUGCUGACAAGUGGGAGGAAGCAAAGAACAUGCCAGCAGUUAUUGAGCCGGACAUUUACCGUGAAACAAGUGAAGUACUCGUUGACGAAGUUGAGGAUUCUGAUGUGAGUGUUGAUUACGAUGGAUACCAAGAUUAG